Messenger RNA from Cylindrotheca closterium, 2805 nucleotides. The record is from the annotation of a GenBank genome assembly. NCBI's taxonomy places the organism in Eukaryota, Bacillariophyta, Bacillariophyceae, Bacillariales, Bacillariaceae.
AUGCCUAAACCAGUAGAAGAAGAAAGAUGGGAAUUCAAGUUAAACAUUCCUUCAACAACGGCGAACUACGAUGCAGAAAAAUACAGCAUUGUCACGACACAAACUCCAGCUUCUGGUCGACGCACAACCACAGCGGCAUCUUCCAGUUCUUCAACAGCACCAACUGAUGCUGAUGGAGAUAGCGACACUUCCAAUCCUGAUGCUCGUGAAAAGAAAUCACUGCUUGGUUUGUCGUCUGAUGAUAAAUCAUCUCCACAAGGACAACAAUGCUGUUGGCAAUACAGCGGACCUCGAGGAAUGAAUCUACAAUCGAAUAUUCUAUUGAAACUCUCGUAUCGACCUGCAUGGCAAGCCAUUCCAGAAUACACCAACUCUAGUAGUCUUGCUUCGUGUUGCCAAUGUAAAAGUUAUGCUGGUGAAAUGGAAGAAGAACAGGUCUGGGAAAUUUACACACAAGAACAAGUGGUCAAGACGGAAAAACGAGAAAUCACCAUUCGAGGGGUGGGAAAAUGUCAAGCCAUGCAAGUUUUUUUGAAACCCUUGUUUGAUCAUGAUAAUGAUGAUGCCUCGCAAGAGCGGAUGAGUCCUCCCCGUGAGAUGCAAUCUAGUUUGGGCCUUCACCGACAACGAAUGGGAAACCAGCAACGAUCCGAUCAACAAGAACAACAACCACAAUGGUCUCGGUUUACCGAAGCACCCGAUUCGUCGCCCAGCCAUAUCAACCAUAUUGUCGUCACCUUUGCCAUUCCAUUGACCAAUGAUGACCCUACAUGCGAUCCGCCGUUGUUAUGGAAAGUAGAUGUUCCAAGAUUUCAAUCCACAGAUGUUUGUAUCGAUACUCUCACUGUCUUUGAUGGAACAGUCGAUAUGAAGGAGAACCCGACCCAUGUGUACAUUCAAGGAUAUCAAUCUUGGUCCUAUACAGGUUCUGUAGUAAAAGGAAAGAAGCAGCCACAGCCAGCCAUGCCAGACAUGUUUAGCAAAGCAUUCAACUUUGGAGGAAUGCCCUGCGAGACGCCCACUAUUGUCUUUCCUCCAAGAACGGAUAUGAGCAAGCUUCCAUCCGUCCAUGAACUGCAAGACAAACGAAUGUACCAAUCGGAUUAUUUUGUGGGAAUUACUACGAGCAAAGGAAAUAUUUUGGAUGAGUUUGGUGGACCGGCAUUGGUGUGUGGUUGGUUGUCCCAACACGAACAAUUAGGGACGCUGAAUUUGGAUCCCAGUCUGACACAACUGGAAAUGCACGCCACCCACAGGGCCCAGCUGGUCGCACCCAUUACCACUACCGAUUGGGCCUAUGCGCAAUUGGUAUCGCCGCAUCACUAUGACGAGGAACCCUUGGUCCACUAUUUGCAUGCUGCGGCCGCCUUCAACGAGGCUCGGCCAUUGCAGAAUGGUCCAAUGCUGACUGGAUGGUGCAGUUGGUAUCACUACUACGAGAAUAUUUCCGAAGAGAACCUACGAGAGAAUUUUGCCAAGCUUGCUACAAUACAGGACGAUGUACCAACCAAUGUGGCUGUCGUCGAUGAUGGCUAUAUGACUGCUUGGGGAGAUUGGGAUUCCUUCAAACCAAAAAAGUUUACGGAUAUGAGGUUUGUGUCACAGGAUAUUGAACGAAAUGGUAUGCGCCCAGGUAUCUGGUUGGCUCCCUUUGCCUGCGAUAAGCAUUCAAUGAUUGCAAAGCAACACCCGGACUGGAUCAUUCGCAACGAUCAGGGCCGACCGGCAAAUUCCUCAAAUUGCGGUAAAUUCUUUUACGGUUUGGAUGCUACCAACCCUCAUGUCAGAGAAUAUGUGGCCAAGUGCAUUCGACGAGCGGUGAAGGAUUGGGGGUUCGAGGCGCUAAAGAUUGACUUUUUGUAUGCGGCGUGUCUGGAAGGAAAUGGUAAAUAUGAUUUGUCCAUGACACGAGCACAAGCCAUGCAUUUGGCACUUCAGACGAUUCGGGAGGCGGCUGGUCCAAACGUCUUCUUGAUUGGUUGCGGUUGUCCUGUUGGUGUUGGGAUUGGUUACGUGGAUGGAAUGAGGAUAUCUGCUGACACUGGCCCUACAUGGUAUCCAGCAUUCCCAUUGCCUUGGUGGGACAAUGGCACUCUUCCUAGUCUACGAGCAAUGAUUCGGAACAGCAUGACGCGAGCUUCGUAUGGCCAUCGGUGGUGGCACAAUGAUCCGGACUGUCUGCUGCUUGGAAAAACAACCAGUUUGACAAAUGAUGAAGUUGCCACUGCGUGCUCAGUGGUUGGACUGACAUAUGAGCCGACCGUCAUGCAUAUUCCACCAAGAGCUCUCCGUCCACUGCCUUCAGGUGGCGUUUCUUCGAGCAAAGAUGGUUGUCACAUUUUCUCCUUUUGGUCCGGUAACUACACUUGGGCUCCGGCAUCGGCAUAUCAAUCCAAGUCUUCGAUACGAGAGGCUACUGGACCACUGAGCCAUAAACUUCGAAAACAUCAGUCUGAAAUAUUCCACCUCAAGGCAGUGACGCCAGGUGUGCCUCAAUACAUUGGAAGUGACAUGCACUUCUCAUGCGGUUACGAGGUACUGUCGUUCGACGCUAGUCAAAGCAAUAAGGUGAUGGUCAAGCUGAAGACAGAGUUGAAGCGUGAGGGGAACAUAGUCGUGUUCCUUCCAGUUGUCGAUACUGCAAAUGUGAAGGCCUUUGUAGGCGGUCUACAGGCUACUUGGAGCGUGGCAGGCAGUACACCAGGCGUAAAUGGUGUUGCGUGUAUUGGUCGCUGUAUUAAAAUUGCAGUUACCAUCAAUGCGGAUGAGACCAAUGAGGACGGCGAAGUCAUCAUCGAAUACUAG